Mirounga angustirostris (Northern elephant seal) is the source of this 514-nucleotide messenger RNA. RefSeq names its product translationally-controlled tumor protein-like. The record is from RefSeq and is a predicted model, not a curated record. The transcript has a single exon. Gene Ontology annotation, cellular component: cytoplasm. Gene Ontology annotation, molecular function: calcium ion binding. The coding region runs from base 1 to 309 and encodes 102 amino acids. Lineage: Eukaryota; Metazoa; Chordata; Mammalia; Carnivora; Phocidae.
AUGGAAGGUCCCAAGGACAAAGGUACCAAAACCACAGUAGUCACUGGUGUUGAUAUGAUCAUGAACCAUCACUUGCAGGAAACCAGCUUCACAAAAGAACCCUACAAGAAGUACAUCAAAGAUUCUAUGGAAUCAGUCAAAGGCAAACUUGAAGAACAGAGUCCAGAUAGAGUAAAAUCUUUUAUUGCAGGGGUUGCAGAACAAAUCACGCAUAUCCUUGCUAAUUUCAAAAACUACCAGUUCUUUAUUGGUGAAAACAUGAAUCUAGAUGGCAUGGAUGCUCUGUUGGACUCUGUGAGGAUGGUGUGACCCCAUAUAUGAUUUUUUUUAAGGAUGGUUUAGAAAUGGAAAAAUGUUCAUGAAUUUGGCUAUUAACUUUAGAGGUAUCACCUGUUGUCAGAACUGGCUGCUGCUUUUCAUCCACACAAGGCCAGGACUUAGACAAAUGAGACUGAUGUCAUCUUGAGCUCUUCAUUUAUUUUGACCUUGAUUUAUUUGGUGUGGAGGUAUUGUU